AUGGCAGACAACGGAGACGACCAGGUUCCGCUGCUCGAGAGGGUAGAGAUGCCCGCCAGGCAGCUCCCCAAGGAACUCGAGCGCGAUAUGACCUUGCUACAGGAUGAGAUUGCAGACGCACAAGUCGAACACAUGCGUGUGGGCGUAAACAUUAUGCGCCCUGUCUACGCCAAACGCAACGAGUUGAUCGCAUCCAAGCUGCAGGAACAUGGCUUUUGGCCUCGCGUCUUCUCUAACCUCCCCGCUGAGGUGGACGAGUUCAUCCUUCCCUCCGACUCUGAGAUCUUCAACUCCUGUCUGAAGAACCUGAACAUCGAGCGCAUCGGCAUCGACGAGAAGGGUGAAGGAGAGCCACGAUCUCUGCGAUUCACCUUCGAAUUCGACACUGGUGACGCCAAUGUGUGGUUCGAGAAUGCCAAGCUUGUCAAGGACUUCCAUUGGCGCAGGGAGCUCAAGAUCACUGCCGCUGGAAAACGUCGUGUCUGGGAAGGCUUGGUGUCUGAACCCGUGCGCAUCCAGUGGAAAAAAGACAUGGACCCCACCCAUGGUCUCUUGGAUGCUGCGUGCGACCUGGCAGAUGCCGAGAAGGCUUUCCUCAAGAAGCAGAAGAAGGAAAAAAUCAGCGAGGAUGAGCGCAUGAACCUGCCCGAGUUCGAGAAGCUGGUCGAACUUGCAGCCAAGGUAGAGGCCGAUGCUGCUCCCGAUAACGAAGGAGAGGAAGACGGCGACGAAGAUGGCACUAGCCCUGCUGGGUUGAGCUUCUUCGCCUGGUUCGGAUACCGUGGCGCUGAUGUUUCUGAGAAGGAGUCUCAGGCCGCCAGGAAGGAGGACCAGGAGACCACGGAGAAGAUGCGCAAGGGCGAGAAGGUCCCAGGAGACGACGAUGACGACGAUGACGAGGAAGAAGACGAAGAGGACUCUUUAGCCAUUGCUGAGAUCUUCGCUGACGGUCAAAAUGUUGCCAUUGCGUUUAGUGAAGAGGUCUGGCCCGAAGCUCUUCAGUGCUAUGUUGACUCGUACAUGGUCCCCAAUGACUUUGAAGAUUUCGAGGAUCUCGAUGUCGAGGAGAUGGAAGCUCUUGUUGCUGGGGAUGAAGACGAAGACGAAGAGGAAGAAAAGGAAGAGAGGCCUCGCAAGAAGGCUAAGAAGGCCUAA
Molecule: messenger RNA, 1155 nt
Organism: Microsporum canis CBS 113480
Lineage: Eukaryota; Fungi; Ascomycota; Eurotiomycetes; Onygenales; Arthrodermataceae
Product: NAP family protein
Exons: 3
Coding region: 1-1155 (384 amino acids)
Biological process (GO): nucleosome assembly
Cellular component (GO): nucleus; chromatin
Molecular function (GO): chromatin binding; histone binding
Source: RefSeq, a predicted model, not a curated record